This is a messenger RNA of Bradysia coprophila, 6169 nucleotides long. It is a transcript of the gene brm, whose product is annotated as ATP-dependent helicase brm. Gene Ontology annotation, molecular function: ATP binding; histone binding. Gene Ontology annotation, biological process: regulation of DNA-templated transcription. NCBI's taxonomy places the organism in Eukaryota, Metazoa, Arthropoda, Insecta, Diptera, Sciaridae. The record is from RefSeq and is a predicted model, not a curated record. Gene Ontology annotation, cellular component: nucleus.
AAAAAUCAAAAAUUUGCCGACAUUCCACAUAAAGUGUACGUACAAGGAAAUGUUACGUUUGGAUAUUUGAGUACAUUUCGGGUAAAAAAGUGGAUACAGUUAAUUAAUAGGUGUACAGAAGUGAAACACACAGUAUAUUCCGUGAAAAUCAUAAAUUCGACAUCCCGAAAGAGCACAGUCUCUCGUAAAAUGUGAAUAAAAUUUGUGUUUUAAAGUUGAAGGAAUUGGAGGAUAUUUUGAACAUAAAAAGUGAGAAUAAUUGUAGCGUAUAGAAGUGAUACCCAGAAAGAGCACAGUCUCUUGUAAAAUGUUCAUAAAAUUUGUUGUGUUUUAAAAAUUGCAUAGUGACGCGUGUCCUUCACAACGGAACAAAAAAAAAAGUUUUUUGAGUGACUUGUUGAAAUAAAAAGCGAUGGCUUCACCAUCACCGCAAAACAGCCCAAUGGCUCCACCUCAAGCUCCAAGUCCAAUGGGACCUCCAUCACAGAGCCCAGCGCCAUCACCAUCUCCGCAUAGUCCAUACAAUUCGUCGCAUAUUCAGGGCCCACACGGUCCUCCUCCUCACGGAGCAACACAUUUGUCGCAAGGACCACAUCAGCCACCUCAAGGAGCUCAUAUGCCUCCAAUCGGUAUGCCGCAAACACUCGGUCCACCACAUGGACCACAAAAUCACGGAGCACAGAAUCCUCACGGACAACCGAAUCCACACGGACAGCCUAAUCCGCACGGACAACCGAAUCCUCAUGGUCCACCGAAUCCUCACAGUCAGCCUAAUCCGCACGGCCAACCGAAUCCUCAUGGUCCGCCGAAUCCUCAUGGUCAACCGAAUCCACACGGACAACCUAAUCCGCAUGGCCAACCGAAUCCUCAUGGUCCACCGAAUCCUCAUGGCCAACCGAAUCCACACGGACAGCCUAAUCCGCAUGGCCAACCUAAUCCUCAUGGACAACCGAAUCCUCAUGGACAACCGGGUCCACAUGGACAACCGGGUCCACAUGGACAACCGAAUCCUCAUGGUCCACCGAAUCCUCAUGGCCAACCAAAUCCACACGGACAACCUAAUCCGCAUGGCCAGCCUAAUCCGCAUGGACAACCGAAUCCGCAUGGACCGCCAAAUCCAUCGAUGGGAGCACAUGGACCACCAAAUUCACAUCCUCAUGGAGCACCACAAAACAUCCCACACGGACAACCUCCGAAUCCCCAUGUUGCUCAUCCACAUGGUCCCCAAAAUCCACAUGGACCACAAAAUUCGCAUGGUCCUCAACCACAUGGACCACCGAAUUCGCAUCCACACGGAACUCCGCAGAACAAUCUACAUGGCCAGCCUCCGCAUGGACCUCAACCGAAUUCCCAUGUAUCUCAGCCACAUCCACAUGGUCCACCACAACAUCCAUCGCACAUGAACGGUCCAUUGCCACCGAAUUCUGCUCAAGGUGUUCCACCAUCGCAUAUGCCUCCUAAUGCACAGCAUAUGUCACAUCAUCCAUCGAUGGGAGCGCAUGGCCCACCAAUGCAACAAGGACCGCCGAUGUCUCAAGGAUUACCGAUGCCUCAAGGUCCGCCAAUGCCUCCAAUGGGUGGUUAUCAACCUCAAAUACCGCCAAAUGGUCCACCUGGAGCACCUGGUCAAGAAAACCUAAACGCACUGCAACGAGCAAUUGACUCGAUGGAAGAAAAGGGAAUGCAAGAGGAUCCACGUUAUUCUCAACUGUUGGCUCUGCGUGCAACGUCUAAACAGCAGAAUUUGAGCUCCAAUCAAAUGCAACUGCUGCGUGCUCAAAUCAUGGCCUAUCGUUUACUUGCACGUAAUCAACCACUAUCGAAGCAGAUACAGGCAGUCAUAAGACAAGAUGCGCCACCGCAAUGUCCAACACCACCACCAUCAAGCCCAUAUCCACCAAGUGGUCCACCGCCGUCUGCACAGCAGCAACAACAACAGCCACUUCCUCCACCACAGGCACAACAGCAACCACCACAACCACCACCACCACAACAACAACAGCAACAACAGCCUCAGCCACCACAACCCCAACCGCCUAUCCAAUCACAACAUCUCCAGCCACAACCGCCUAUUAUGCCUCCACAGCAACAACAGCAACAACAACCACCACCACAACAGCAGCAACUUCCACCGAACGCUCAGCCACCAAUGAAACCUGGAGACAAACCGAGUGGCGGACAACCACCACAAAUAACUGCUCCGACUCCAGGCUUGGCUCCAUCACAGAAUGCACUUACGCAACCCAAUCAACCAGCUCGGCCGAAUUCACAAGGUUCUGCUAAUGUUCCUCGUUCUGAUAAGCCGGCACCAGCUCCGAUUUCCAUGAAGCAACGUUUCACGACAGUCGCCAAACCAGCUGGUUUAGAUCCCAUAACCAUUCUACAAGAACGAGAGAAUCGUAUGGCGUCUCGUAUAGCUCUGCGUAUGGACGAAUUAGUAAAUCUACCGGCAAAUAUGCCCGAAGAUCUGCGCAUCCAAGCUCAAAUUGAACUACGUGCGUUACGUGUCCUAAAUUUCCAACGACAACUACGAAGCGAAAUAAUUCAGUGCACUAGACGUGACACUACGUUGGAAACGGCCGUAAACGUGAAAGCUUACAAACGGACCAAACGUCAAGGAUUGCGUGAGGCUCGGGCUACAGAGAAAUUGGAAAAACAACAAAAAUUGGAGGCCGAACGCAAACGUCGGCAGAAGCACCAGGAAUUCCUUGCUGCUGUCAUUCAACAUGGCAAAGAUUUCAAGGAAUAUCAUCGCAACAAUCAAGCCAGACUUGGCCGCAUUAAUAAGGCAAUCAUGAACUAUCAUGCCAAUGCCGAAAGGGAACAGAAGAAAGAGCAAGAACGUAUCGAAAAGGAACGUAUGCGUCGAUUGAUGGCUGAAGAUGAAGAGGGAUACCGAAAACUGAUCGAUCAGAAGAAAGACAAACGUUUAGCGUUCCUGUUGUCACAAACUGACGAAUACAUCGGCAAUUUAACCGAAAUGGUCAAGCAACACAAAGUUGAUCAGCGCAAGAAGAAAGAGGAAGACAUUCGUCGCAAGAAGAAGUGGAAGAAGGAAUUGCUUCAGAGUGGCGAAUACACGAUGAUCGACGAGAGCUGUUCGGCAGCCGAUUUAAGAGUCACUGUCAUGGAUCAAAACACCGGCAAACGGUUAACCGGCGAAGAAGCACCAUUUUUGCGCGAUCUACAGCGCUGGUUGGAAGCUCAUCCGGGAUACGAAUGGGUCGAUACCGACAGUGAAGGUGAUUCGGAUGAUGAAGAUCAUGGCAUCAGUGAAACGAAAAAAGAUGAUCCUGAGAAGACGCAGGCGAUCAUCAAGAAAGCUAAAGUGGAAGACGACGAAUAUCGUACUGAAGAGCAGACAUACUACAGCAUUGCUCAUACCGUUCACGAAUCGGUUACCGAACAAGCAUCGAUUUUGGUCAAUGGUAAAUUGAAGGAAUACCAAAUCAAAGGUUUGGAGUGGCUGGUAUCGCUGUACAACAACAAUUUAAAUGGAAUUUUGGCCGACGAAAUGGGUUUGGGUAAAACUAUUCAAACGAUCGCUUUGGUCACAUAUUUGAUGGAACGGAAAAAGGUCAACGGCCCAUACCUGAUUAUCGUUCCUCUGUCGACGCUGUCCAAUUGGGUGUUGGAAUUCGAAAAAUGGGCGCCAUCAGUUGUCGUUGUUUCGUAUAAAGGAUCACCGGGUGGACGACGAGCUAUUCAAAAUAAUAUGCGAGCCACCAAGUUCAACGUGUUGUUGACAACGUACGAGUAUGUCAUCAAAGACAAAGCUGUUUUGGCAAAGCUUCAGUUCAAGUACAUGAUCAUCGACGAAGGUCAUCGCAUGAAGAAUCAUCACUGCAAAUUGACUCAAGUGCUGAACACCCAUUACAACGCUCCGUAUCGUCUACUGUUGACCGGUACACCAUUGCAAAACAAACUUCCUGAAUUGUGGGCGUUGUUGAACUUUUUGCUGCCAUCAAUUUUCAAAAGUUGUUCCACAUUCGAACAGUGGUUCAAUGCACCGUUCGCAACGACCGGUGAAAAGGUCGAACUAAACGAAGAAGAAACGAUUUUGAUCAUUCGUCGUUUGCACAAAGUGUUGCGUCCGUUCUUGUUGCGUCGUCUCAAGAAGGAAGUCGAAUCUCAAUUGCCGGAUAAGGUCGAGUACAUAAUCAAGUGCGAAAUGUCAUCGUUGCAGAAAGUCCUGUACCGACACAUGCAGAGUAAGGGUGUUCUUCUCACGGACGGAUCGGAGAAAGGCAGCAAAGGCAGAGGCGGAGCCAAGGCCUUGAUGAAUACCAUUGUUCAGUUGCGAAAACUGUGCAAUCAUCCGUUCAUGUUCCAGCACAUUGAAGAGAAAUAUUGCGACCAUAUUGGUGGUCAUGGAGUGGUCAGUGGACCAGACCUGUAUCGUGUGUCCGGUAAAUUUGAAUUAUUGGAUCGUGUGCUGCCGAAACUGAAGGCAACCAAUCAUCGUGUGUUGCUGUUUUGUCAAAUGACCCAGUGCAUGACCAUUAUCGAGGAUUAUUUGGGAUGGCGACAAUUUUCGUAUCUCCGUUUGGAUGGUACAACAAAAUCCGAAGAUCGUGGAGAUCUUCUAAAGAAAUUCAACGCUAAAGACUCGGACUACUUCGUCUUUCUGCUAUCUACCCGUGCUGGUGGCUUGGGAUUGAAUCUUCAAGCUGCUGACACUGUCGUCAUUUUCGACUCCGAUUGGAAUCCCCAUCAGGAUCUUCAGGCACAAGAUCGUGCCCAUCGUAUCGGUCAACGAAAUGAAGUUCGUGUGUUGCGUCUGAUGACGGUUAAUUCGGUGGAGGAACGAAUUCUAGCUGCUGCCCGUUACAAAUUGAACAUGGACGAGAAAGUCAUUCAGGCUGGUAUGUUCGAUCAGAAAUCGACCGGUUCGGAGCGGCAACAAUUCUUGCAGAGUAUCCUUCAUCAAGACGAUGCCGAUGAAGAGGAAGAAAACGAGGUACCCGAUGAUGAAGUGAUCAAUUUGAUGAUAUCGCGUAGCGAAGAUGAAUUGGAGCUGUUCAAGCGCAUGGACAUCGAGCGUAAGGAAAGGGAAUUGAACGGAAAGGCUCGACUUAUUACUGAAGAUGAAUUGCCCGAUUGGUUGGUUAAAGAGGAUGAUGAAGUCGAUCGUUUCGAUUAUGGUGAAGAGGAAAGCAUACAGGGACGUGGUGCCAGGCAGAGAAAAGAAGUCGACUACACGGACAGCCUAACGGAGAAGGAAUGGUUGAAGGCAAUCGAUGGUGAAGAAGAUUUCGACGACAAUCCAGAGGAUGAAGAUGAUCGUGACAAGAGAAAGAAAUCGAGAAAACGAAAGAGUCGAAAGGAUAACUCUGACGACUCGGACGGUGAUUUGCCGCUGAAACGUAAACGACCAGCUGAUCCAAAGGUAAAGAAACAAAUGCAUAGAGUGAUGCAGUCCGUCAUUCAGUACACCGAUGCUGAGGGACGCACUUUGAGCGAUCCGUUCAUGAAGUUGCCGUCGCGCCAGAAACUGCCCGACUACUACGAAAUCAUCAAAAAGCCGGUCGACAUCAAGAAGAUCAUUCAACGCAUCGAAGACGGCCGGUACUCCGAUUUCACCGAUUUGGAAAAGGACUUCGUGCAGCUGUGUCAAAAUGCGCAGAUCUACAACGAAGAAGCAUCGCUGAUAUACGAGGACAGCAUCAAUUUGCAGUCGGUAUUUUUCGAUGCCAAGCAAAAGACCAACUUGGACGACAUAUCCGACGAUGAGGAACAGCCCGACGACAAUUCGGAGGACGACUCGAAUAGCAUGAAAAAAUUGAAAAUGCCCAAAGCCAGCCAAUCGACACCGUCGACCAGCAAGAAAGCGACACCAGUGCCACCGGCCCGUCGAAAGCGAUCGGCACAGCAGAAAAAGUAUGCAAUAUCGGACGAUGACGAUGAUAUGGAUUGAAUUGUGUGUGGAUUUUAGUGGAUUUUAAUUAAGAAAAAUUUCUUUUUGUGACUUUUUAAUUCUAGAUUUUAAACGUUUAUGCUAACCAGAUAGUGUGUAGUGUCACCAUUUACCACAUAAUGUAGAAGCUAUGACUUAAACACUCAACAAUUUAUAUAUAGAGAGAGAGACAGGAAAACGGAAAACAUUUGCAAUUGCGACAAUGUAUUGUGGUUUAUUUAAAAUAAAGGAAAAAAAUAAAAAAAAAAUUCU